UGAACAUAGUGGGUAAUGUUAAUAGGCAGGUAGGAAUGCAGAUGUGCAUGCUUGCACAGAAGCACAUGCACACACAGCUGCGUGGUUACAGAGUUGUGUUCUUGGCAGAGUUCUAGUGGGGCUAUUCCUAACAUGAAAAUAAGAAGCUAGUUUUUACAUUCAGGCACUUGAAGUUGAUAAAUUUUUACUUUUAAAUAAAGAAAAAAAAUAGUGUAUUUAAUAGUUUCAUCAGGUAAAUGAAGCCAUGUUUUUUGAAGCAGGAAAGAAAGCCUGAUGCCAGUGAUUUGUACAAAAGCAUAUUGGAAAUGGUGUCGUGUUGUAGCAGGUUGUGUAAUUGUUUUUUAUCAGAAAAGCAGUAUAGGUGUGGCAGAGAUCAAGUACCACUGUAAACUUGCGUUCAGUCCACAUAAUACCCUCCAGAAUAACAUAACCUUGUGAAGCAGAAGUCUGCGUGGUAUUCGAGCGAGAAAAUCCAAAAGAACAGACUUUUCAUGAAUGGUAAUGCAAUAGAAAAUAGUCUUGGAGGUAUUGUGUAGGCAUAAAUGUAUGGUGUGAAUAAUAAUUACCUGAUUGUUUGUGAUUCACAUACAGUUUGGAAGAACUAAAAUGUCUGGCCAAAAUGUCUUUCAAUAACCCAGCAUCCGUAAAGCAAACCCUGGCUCCCCAGGAAUAAUCCAUUAGCAAACUCCAGAGGUUCAGUUAGCCUUGCACAUAUUUUGGCUAGCAGAAUAGUAAGUACAUAUAAAAUAUGUAUACAGAUAAUGAGUGGACUUGGACAUUAAGAAACACACUGUAUUGUAGAUUAUGUGUCAUUUUAAUGAGCUCAGCAUUCAUACACCAUUUUGAAAAAUAGUUACUGUAUAGUGUAAGCACUCCAACUGUGAUCAAUUGGAGUGCUUCCAGUCCCUGGGUUAUUUAUUGGAGGUUCAGAGAGAACUGAUGGGUUAAAAAUGCUUUCUGUGCUCAUUACCAUCUGAAAAUAUUAUGUUUUCCAUACAAGCAAUUGCUGUAGUGCCCCAGGGAAGUAGUGUGAUAGGGCUGGGAAGGCACAUUUCUCUUUGGCAAGAACAUUUUGGAAAGCUGCUAUUCUGUAUGUCCAUGUUGCUUAUAUUAGGUUACACAUGAAUGAUCACACACAGAUAUUUUUUCUCCCAGUACUUCAUGAAACAAUCUAUAGGAAGCAUAAGAACAUGCUGGUUUUAAGCAUUAAAAAGAGUCAUUCAUUUAAAUUAGAAAUAAACAAAAUAGUUUCUCUUACACCCAAAAAUUAACACUGGUGAAUUAGCCUUGAGGUGAGCAUUGGGACUGCUUCUUUACUGAGCUUUAUUGAAAUAGAAACUGCAAAGUAAAUUCCAGUAAGUAGCCAUUUUAUAUAUAGUGGCAGCUAAAAAUAUGAUUAUUUCUGUUCUUGAAGUAAAUGGGACUCUGCUGAAAGCCAAUAUACCUGAACUUGACUCGCUCCUCUCUGCGGAGGGAUGCUCUGUGACUGCUGCUCUGACCAUGCACACAUGACAGUGUCUGCAACCAGCAGCUUUUUCAAAGAGGGCUGGCAAAAGCGAAGGGAGCACAAUGAAUUGUGGUCGGUGGUACUAUACUAAAUGUAGCUGCGACAAGAUGCAUUUUCCUGCAAGGAAAGGAAAAGAGUCUGUCCCCUGCAAGGUAGCAGUUUCAUUCCUUUGAUCAUGUGGAUAUACCAUGCUCCAUGGUUUGUGUGCUUAACACUUGGCAUUGUGUUCUUUUUUAGCUGUCAGCCUCGGUAAAAUGUUGACAAGGCACAUAUGCUGGUACAUGGCCGUUCUCACUUACCAUCUAAAGAUUAUGGCCAGUAUGAUGAAAGUUCUGAUCCUCCUUCAGACAGCAAACGUGCUCCAGCCAAGCAUACCUCAAGCCGCAGGAGUUCAGGUUUUCCCACCUGUUAACUUCACCCUUACAGUCUCCGCAUUAGCACAAGUACUUUUACAGUGGAAACCAAACCCUAAUCAGGAACAAAAAAACUACACCAUUAGAUAUGAUGUGAAAAUCCUAAGCCCUGUGCCUGAGGAGUAUGACACAAAGAAGACUCACAGUAUCCAAACAGCUGCACUUCACAAUGGUUUCUCCGCACAAGUUCGAACGUUACUUCUCCACAAAGACCUUCAGAUGAGAAGUGACUGGGUGAAGGAAGAACUCCCACCACUGCCAGGUGCUCCAGAGACAUCUGUCACUAAUUUGUCCUGUGUUACCCGCAUCACUGUUUCUAGUGCUGUUUCUCUUCAUUGUACUUGGCUUCCUGGCCAAGGGGCACCAGAAGAUACCAAAUACUUUCUAUUUUACAGGUAUGAGAUGUACACUGAAGAAUGUCAAGAUUAUAGCAAAGACAAGUGGAACAGGAAUACUGAGUGCAGAUUUUCAGUGACUCAUAUUGAUCCUGAAGAGAUUGACAAUGUCAUUGUAAUACACAUUAAUGGGUCUAGCAAGUACGAUGCAAUCAAGCCUUCUCAGCAGUUAUUUAAACAAAAUGCCAUUGAGAAAGUGAAUGUUCCCAGAAAUGUCACUGUAUUCUUAGAGCAAAAUGAUCUCCUAGCCACAUGGGAGAAGCCAUUUUCUCCUUUCCCUGAAGUGUGUUUUGAAUAUGAAUUUUACCUCUUCAACUUGAAGUCAGGUAACAAGCAGAUAUUGAAAAUAUCCUCAAAUUACUUCAGAUUACGGAUUGAUGUUACUAGCAGGUAUUCUAUACAGAUAAGAGCUAAUCAUCACAUAUGUUGUACAAGAGGAUUUUGGAGUGACUGGAGUGAAAUUAUUUACGUUGGGCAAAACAAACAUGAGGAUUCCAUAGCCUGGAUUCUCUCAGUGCUUUGUGUGUCCAUGUGCUGCACAUUCCUGCUUGUUGCUAUAAUAUGCAAAAUAAACCACGUAUGGAGUAAAGUGUUUCCACCAAAUCCAACACCCAGCAACAAAUUCAGAGAUCCCUUCCCAAAUGACUACCAGCGAGCACACACCUGCACCAGCGAGACGGAGACCGAGUUCGGCAGCUUCACAGAAGAUCUCUACUGCAGCCCCCUCGAUGACUCGGUCUUCUGAGAGGCUGCGUGGCCCUGGCACGUCACCCAGCAUCACUGGAGUGGGCUUCACAUCGCCUCCGCUGCGGUGGUGUUUCCUGCGGGGGGCAAGGACUUGUGCCCAUGAGGUGCCCUGUGUAACGAUAAGCUACUGAACAAAAAGUCCCAGUUUAAGCAGGAUAUAAGUACACGGUACAAGGGCUGUGUUGGAAGAAAAAAAAAAUCUGGAAAAGAGCUAGUGGCUUUUUUUCCUGGUUGACAGCUUAAUCUUUUGGAUUUUUGUUUUGUUUUAAAGAACUCUGACAAGGCAAGACGCAAAAUGCAAACUGGGACUUGGUGCAGUCCAGUGUAUGGCAGCAAGGUAACCAGCCAUGGUCCCCGGCAGUGACCAAAGUGCAUCAAAGACGAGGAAAAGAAUAAAACAAGCUGUAGAGCAUCCCAGUGCUGUCAUCCCCAGUGCUGCAUGGCUAUAGCAAAUCCAUCAUGCAAGUGAGGGCCCACACCAAUCCGCUUUGUAAUGAAACAGUGUGAAUUCAGCCGACAGCCUGAAUAACCCCCACGGAAAUGCAGCUCAUGGGUAAGGGAGGCAGCUGUGCGUGUGCGAGCCAUGCAGCCAGCCCCCUGCCGCGUGGGGACUGCCCAAACGGCACGAGGGCCUGGCUGCACCCGACAUGGCAGCACCUGCUGGUGCUGCAUGGAGGUACCUACAUCUUGCUUUUCACAUCAACGUAGCAUCAACUUUGGAUGUGGGGAAACGGCUGUCUUCAGUGGCAGGACUUUAUAAAAUCCAAAAGACUAUUUCAGAAAAGGUCGGUUUGCAUAUGCCACUGAUGUACAAUUGCUACUUCUGUGCGUGAAGCCCCCACCUUGCCUCGCUGCUUUUGCACACAUGGGUAGCGCAUCGCCUUGCUGUUUGUGUGCGCACACCCGGUGCCUCGCUGCCACGGGCACAGCGCCCAGAAUCUCGGAGUCUGUGUGUGUGGCAGGUCUUGCAGGUGGCUUGGGGUGCUACGUGGGUCGUGUGCACUGCGGGCCUGCGAGGAACCACAUUGAAACAGUAAAUUCCCAGCCUGGGGACUGAAAACUAGUUGGGUAAAUAGCUAUGAAAUGUUGCAGGAAAACUGACAGUUCCGUGAUAUUGGUAAAAUUGCUUAAGCUUGCGUAGUUUCGCUGCCGUGCAGGCACUCGACUGCUGAUGCCCUGGUGCCUGCUGCCACCUCUCCUCCGGUGUCCUGACUGUCCAGCAUGCAACACAGUCCUUGCUGUUCACUUCUCUCCUGCCUUGCGGAAGUUUAGUUUUUCUUCAGGUUAUUUUCUUCCUUCUUGUAGGAUCUGUACAGUUUGCAGAACAAAGUAAGCAUUUUUAAUAUCUUGGCUCCCCUGGGGCUUAAACAUCACCAGCUUUUGGCUGUGUGAAGCUGGUGGAGCUGUGAUGGCUGAUGCCUGCAGGGGGAUCAGGGCGGCUGGCCAAGACUGCAACCUGGGUGCGGCGAGACCCCAAUUUCAGUAUGAAGCAAGAGCUUCACCUGUGCUUCUUACUCUCCCUUCUUCUGCACUCCGGCAUGGGGGGGCUUUGAAAGAGCAUCUGUCCACACACCCGGUGCUCACUGGCCACAGGACAGGGGGGAGGCAUGGAAGGCUCACGGCUGACUCCUUCUCAGUCUAGGGCUCUUUUGCAGACUCUUGGAUUUGGCAUCAGCUGACAGCAUCUGCAAAAGGACACGAAGGGACUGUUUGUGCUUCCUGGCACAAAAGAUAAAAGCUGAAGUGGGGGAGAGGCAAAACGGUACAAACUGAUAUACUUCCUACAAAACAGAACACAGCUUGGGAAUGCAGAGUUUUCAACUGUGCAGUAAUUAAAAAAUGUGCCCAGGACUUCCCGGUGCUUUUCAGCAGCUUUCUGAGCCACAAGGAGCUGGGCUCCUCCUUCACGUGGAGCUUCAGCUGCCUUCAGAUCAUUCUGAAAACCCAAGCCCGAUACUGCAGCCUGUUUUUCUUUGCUAUCUGUUGCUCCAUCUUCAGUGAGCUGGGUUUGAGACAGCGUUGGGUUCUGUUUGUGUUUUAUUAACUUACAUGGUGUAAUCUGCUGCACGAGUUACCAAAUAAACCUCCUGCCUGAAACCA
Falco peregrinus (peregrine falcon) is the source of this 5162-nucleotide messenger RNA. It is a transcript of the gene IL5RA, whose product is annotated as interleukin 5 receptor subunit alpha. Gene Ontology annotation, molecular function: cytokine receptor activity; protein binding. The record is from RefSeq and is a predicted model, not a curated record. Gene Ontology annotation, biological process: immunoglobulin mediated immune response; cytokine-mediated signaling pathway. Lineage: Eukaryota; Metazoa; Chordata; Aves; Falconiformes; Falconidae. Gene Ontology annotation, cellular component: membrane; external side of plasma membrane.